AUGGACGGAGGGAAGCUCAAGGACGUGUUCGAGCCGUCAACCAUCACAAACCCUCCCUUCCUCCUCAAGACGGGUGCCGACGGCUCCGAGCCGACUUUGGAGCACCAUCCCGAGGCCAAACUCGAGAUCUGGACGGACCACUUCAGGGCGCUCCUUCAGCAGCCGCCGCCGCCCAAUGUCCCCAAGCCUUGGCUCAACUCGAGCGCCCCGCUGGACCCCAACGUGUCUACUGACAAGGAGGCAAUGCCCGCCCUUCCUCGGUCCGGCUGGGAGAAGUGGGCUUUAGCUCACGCUUGCGACGAGUUCCUCGAGAUUGUGGUCAGUCUCGCCAACAGCAUUGUGCGCCUGAAAUACUUCCCCCCUGCUCUCAAGGAGGCUUACAUUACCCCACUGCAUAAGAGGGGUGUUGUUGUCGACCCGAAGAACUACAGGGGCAUAUGCUUGUCCAACGUCCUGUACCAAGCAAUCUCUUCUUGGUUUGGUUCUUCGCUCCAGAGCCACAUCCAUGAGAAGGGCCUGCUGUCCCCAACUCAGGCAGCCUGCCAAGAGGGCCGGACGCUGUUCGUGCUGAAACGGGACCACGUCCAAGGAUUCGACCGACUGGACCAAUCCGCUUUUGAGGACGCCUUGGCGUACUUCGGAUUCGAUCCAGAUAUCAUUGAAUUCGAACGAGCAAGGCUGAGAGAUUGCCGCAUUCGCGUGAAGAGUCAAGAUGGCAUUUGCGAAGAGUCGUUCCUCACCUCCGGGCAAACCCGGCAAGGCGACGCCUGCCCCUCGUUACGUUACGCGUUCAGCAUAGCUCUACUUCUGGUGAAAGCGUUCACCGGAGCUGCACGGCACUUCCCGCCAAUCGGGACGAUGAGCUCGGCAUUGCAAACCAUUCAUGACGAUCCCAAGUUCUCAAAGGUCGUUUUGAGACUGCUCGAGGCGACCGACGACAGUUUGAUCGUCGCCAGGUCGUGGAAUUCCCUCGGCGAGCUGACAAAGCUGGCGGAGGCGUUCCAAUAUGCGUACAACAUCGUGACCAAUUGGGGGAACGCCGAAAAGACGGUCGCCUUUACAUUGGGAAAGGCUCCUCCAGAUGCUCCGCAGAGCAUCGAGAUCGACGUUUCCUCGACUCGGGCGGCCAUGACUCGGAUCGUUGAUAUCAUAAACAACUUUCCGCUGGCGCACAUGGACCGCCUUCCCAUCUCUCUCAUCCGCCGGGUUGUUUCAGGGGUCCUCAUGCCCAAGAUCCGAGGGCUGUUGAGCGUACAUCCCCUGCCCCUGCAUAUGGCAGAAGAGAUCGACCUCGUUCUUGCGGCCAAGAUCAGCGCAGCGCUCGGUGUUGAGUUCAGGAGGAGCGCCAUGCUGUUCCUGCCCCUAGAUCAGCUGGGGUUUGGCCUCCCCUCCGCUCUCCGCAUCAACGGCCAGCUCGUCUUGGACGCGAUUCUCAGGGCCUGCAACCACCCCCUCUGGCCUUUCAAACAGAUAGCCCAUAUCACGUCGCUCAACUGGGGAUGCUGUAGCAACGACUGCCGACAUUCGGCUUCCUUGCUCGUUCUCCAGCAGGAACGAUGGGCUAAUGGACCGCGGCUGGUACCUCAGUCGUGGGAGGCAGCGAGGGAAUACGCGGCGCUGGGAGAGUUUGAGCUGGUUGGUACCCAGAGGGACACUUUGGUGGACAACAUUCCCACUAUCUGCGUAGCCAACGCAGCCAAGCGGGUCGCCAAGAACAAGCCCGACCUCCUGUUCACCCAGGAGCUGCUGCAAUGCGAACCAGAUUGGGAAAGCAAGAACAAGCCCGACCUCCUGUUCAUCCAGGAGCUGCUGCAAUGCGAACCAGAUUGGGAAAGCCAGCCUUUCGUUCAAUGGAGGGACAACGUCCUGAACGCCCUUCGGCCGCCCGUCAACGCCAAGUUCGAGACACUCGUCAUGUUUGACAAGGCCAAAGUGGCAGCGUUCAAGCGCUGGGCGAACGACUUCCGUUUGACAGAACUCCAUGGGUCCCACGACUCUGUUCUGGCCGAUGGCUCGACGAGGCGUGCCUCCUAUGCCGAGUCAGUAUCCACUGCCUCGCAGGAUGGGCCAUCCUCACCUGUUCGAUAUGGCACGGACGGCAGCCAUUGUCAGCUCGACAAGAACAAGUUCUCGACGACGGCAGCGGUCGUCGGCACAGCCACUGGCGCCAUACAGCUCUCAAACGUGCAGUUCACGACGCCUCUGCACGGCGAGAUGAUGGCCGUGGUGGCCGCUCUCCAACAUCUACGUGACCACCUCCGCGAAGCAAAGGAGGCCGUGAUUGUCACAGGUAGCCUGAACACUAUCGCGACGAUUCGCGACCUCUUGGAAGGCGGGCCCUUCUCCCCUGGGCAUAUUGGCAAGUCGCGGCCGGCCGCCGAGGUUUGGCGCUGGCUCGUACAGGAAAUCGAGCAGAUGCAGGCGGACAAACUCGCCAAGAGGGCCCACGGCUUCCCUGGUGUCGUUGAUCUUCCACCCUUGACGGGAUGGAUGAGCACUGUGGUCGCAUGGUCCCCUGAGUACGGCUUCAUCGCCGACAACUGGCGACCGCUCCUGGAGAAGAAGCUGCGGCUGUACCAAUGGCAGUGUCUUCCUGCGAAACACAUGGCGGGCCCUGACUCGACGCCAGUCCACGUCUCGCCGCACUUCUACUUCAGCGAUCCUAAGGGGGUGGUUGCCCGAACGCAACUUCUCACGCGGCUGCACAUCUUCCCCACCGGCCACAUCAGACCAGCACCUCUUCGGCGUCUGCCCAAAGUUCAAGCCAAUACGCAGCCAUUGGAUCUUAAGGGCGUCCAGCGGGAGAAGGCAGGCGGCUCUGGUAACCCGACUGGUCGGAGCCGGAGGGGCAAAGUCGGAGCUGCGGCGACCGAGGCGCUAGAGUCACAAGGCGCCGAAGACGUUCAACAGGCCGAGUCACGACACGUGGACAACUCGGAGGCUCCGGAAGAGCUUAUGGCGGUGGAUGAGCCUCAAGAACAAGACCAGGCUAUGAUUCUCGAUCACCCAGCUGCUCAACCCCGAAAUGGCCGACGAGUCCUUGGGGCACAAUUGCUCAGCGAGACAGCUCCACUGGCGGAGCCACUCUUUCUCCCGGCCGAAGUAGACUCACCACUGCAAGAUUCCCCCGUCUCUGCAGCUGAUGUCGAACUUCUUGAAGCCGCUCCAACAGCGGCCACCUCGGUUCACGCUCUACCGGGGCUGUCCCGCGGCCUUCCGGCCCUCCGUCCCCUUUCUCCUCGACGCCUCAGAUUUGGCAUCUUGUCCCCAACAUCGCGUUGCGCCGCAGGCAGCUGCGUACGAACUGUCCGAGCUACUCACCCACUAUCAUUCAAAUACCGCCCAGUACACCACAAGUGCCUCAACGAUUCUUUCCAAGAGCCUCCGAAGGUCUAG
Messenger RNA from Trichosporon asahii var. asahii CBS 2479, 3396 nucleotides. RefSeq lists its product as uncharacterized. Bases 1 to 3396 code for a protein of 1131 amino acids. NCBI's taxonomy places the organism in Eukaryota, Fungi, Basidiomycota, Tremellomycetes, Trichosporonales, Trichosporonaceae. The transcript has 7 exons. The record is from RefSeq and is a predicted model, not a curated record.